Messenger RNA from Magallana angulata, 1820 nucleotides. Its product is annotated as ubiquitin-like modifier-activating enzyme 1. Gene Ontology annotation, molecular function: ubiquitin activating enzyme activity. The coding region runs from base 1 to 1446 and encodes 481 amino acids. The transcript is spliced from 11 exons. The record is from RefSeq and is a predicted model, not a curated record. Gene Ontology annotation, biological process: DNA damage response; ubiquitin-dependent protein catabolic process; protein ubiquitination. Gene Ontology annotation, cellular component: cytoplasm; nucleus. Lineage: Eukaryota; Metazoa; Mollusca; Bivalvia; Ostreida; Ostreidae.
AUGGGCUUGUUUUAUUGCCCAGGAUUGUACAUGGACAGGAGAUGUGUGUAUUACAACAAGCCCCUGCUGGAAUCAGGGACCCUGGGCACCAAGGGCAACGUACAGGUGGUCAUUCCCAAACUGACCAAGUCUUACUCCUCCUCGCAGGACCCUCCCGAGAAAUCCAUUCCUAUCUGUACCCUCAAGAACUUCCCCAACGCCAUCAAACACACGCUACAGUGGGCCAGAGACCAGUUUGAGGGACUGUUCACCCAGCCAAUAGAGGGCGCUCUUCAAUAUGCCACAGAUCCUAAAUUCCUGGAGAGGACUGCCAAACUCCCAGGCACACAGCCAAUGGAGACACUACAAGGAAUUAAGAAGGCCGUCGUUGACGAGAGACCAAACAGUUUCCAGGACUGCGUGGCUUUUGCCAGGAAUCUGUUCCAGGAGAACUAUAAUAACAACAUUCGUCAGCUUCUAUUCAAAUUCCCUCCUGAUCAGGUCACAAGUUCCGGAUCCGGAGCUCCAUUUUGGUCUGGUCCAAAAAGAUGUCCGCUGGAGUUUGAUGUAAAUAAUACCACCCAUUUGGACUAUGUUAUGUCUGUAGCUAAUCUCAGGGCUCAAAUGUAUGGCAUCAAACAAGUUCGGGAUCCAAAGGCUAUCUGUGAUAUGGUGUCAAAGGUCAAAGUUCCCGAGUUUAAACCUAGGUCAGGGAUAAAGAUUGAAGUGACUGAUGCUGAAAUGGAAAGAAACCAAGGAAACCUCGAUGCUGAUGCUGUGGAAAAUCUACAAAAGGACUUACCCACUGUGGAGAAAGUAAAGGCCAUGAAAUUAGUUCCUAUCGAGUUUGAGAAAGAUGAUGAUACUAAUUUCCACAUGGACUUUAUCGUGGCUGCUUCCAAUUUGAGAGCCGAGAACUAUGACAUUCCACCAGCAGAUCGACACAAGAGUAAGUUGAUUGCUGGAAAGAUCAUCCCAGCCAUUGCUACCACCACAGCACUCAUCACAGGCCUAGUGGCUGUAGAACUCAUCAAGCUUGUACAAGGACAUAAUAAAUUAGAAAGCUACAAGAAUGGAUUUGUAAAUCUGGCCUUGCCCUUCUUUGCUUUCUCAGAACCAAUUGCAGCACCCAAGAACAAGUAUUAUGACACUUACUUCACAUUAUGGGACCGAUUUGAAGUUCAAGGAGAGAUGACGCUACAGGAAUUUUUAGAUUAUUUCCAGAAAGAAUACAAGCUGGAGAUCACCAUGUUAUCACAAGGCGUGUCCAUGUUGUAUUCAUUCUUCAUGCCCCCCGCCAAACGACAGGAGCGAUUGGGACUACCAUUAUCAGAAGUAGUUAAAAGAGUCUCCAAGAAGAAGAUUCCUAGUCACGUAAAAGCUUUAGUGCUGGAGCUGUGCUGUAAUGAUACGGAGGGAGAGGAUGUAGAAGUUCCAUACGUUAAAUACAAUCUACCACAGUCGUAAUGUAAACACUGCCCUAGAGACCGCAAUAGGUACCCCCAUGAGUGGUGACCAGACACUGGACAUUCUCAUAUUGAGAGACUUAUCAACAAACAAACAGUCGGACAAACGGAUGACUGAUGCACAGUCAGUGAAGUGCAAUGAACAUAAUUACAAAGAUUUUUCUUCUUUUUGACUGUUGUAUAUUUGUAUUUCUCAAUGAUGUAAUAUUAACUUGUGGACUUGUGUAAAGGAAAACAAAGCAAACAAUAAUUUGAUUGUUUUACUAUAGUAUUCUCUGUACACAGACAGGUUUGGUAGUGUGCAUAAUAAUUUAUUCUGUCUUUAUGAAACUUUCAAAAAAAAAAUAAAUGAAUAGAAUCAUAAAAGUUUAACAA